Messenger RNA from Sardina pilchardus (European sardine), 5594 nucleotides. It is a transcript of the gene rapgef1a, whose product is annotated as Rap guanine nucleotide exchange factor (GEF) 1a. Lineage: Eukaryota; Metazoa; Chordata; Actinopteri; Clupeiformes; Clupeidae. Bases 201 to 3773 code for a protein of 1190 amino acids. Gene Ontology annotation, biological process: Ras protein signal transduction; positive regulation of GTPase activity. The transcript has 25 exons. Gene Ontology annotation, cellular component: plasma membrane. The record is from RefSeq and is a predicted model, not a curated record. Gene Ontology annotation, molecular function: guanyl-nucleotide exchange factor activity.
AGCUGAGAAGCAGUGGUGCCUGGCAGCGGAACUGGGUGAAUUUACAGCGAUACAGGAGCCACUUGGUCGCAGGCGAACGAUUUGAGACUCGGCGAGAGCCAUUUGUAAUAGCCAAGGAUGCGGGAAUAACGACAGAGUUGGACCGUUUGGCUUCUUUGGAUUAAUUUUCUCUCACCACGCAACCCCACAUCUGGUUCGAAAUGUCGGGAAAGAUAGAAAGUAAGCAAGACUCCCAGCGCUCCCAUUUGUCUUCCUUCACCAUGAAACUUAAGGACAAGUUCCACUCCCCCAAAAUCAAAAGGACGCCGUCGUCCAAGAAGACGCCCAAGCCCCCAGCAGAGAACACAGUCAAGACCCCCGAGAAGCACGUCAACAAGAACCUGAGUCGGCUGGAGGAGCAUGAGAAGGAUGUGGUCAGUGCCUUGCGUUACUUCAAGACCAUCAUCGACAAGAUGGUGGUGGACAAGAAGGUUCUAGAGAUGUUGCCCGGUUCGGCCAGCAAGGUUCUAGAGGCGGUUCUGCCUCUUGUCCAGGUGGACCCAAGGAUACAGCACAGCUCGGCCGUGUCGUCGUGCCUGAACCGGGUCUACCAGAGCCUGGGCAACCUCAUCCACUGGUCCGACCAGGUCAUGCUCGGAGACGAGGAGAUCAACCUGGACGACAAGGACACCAUCGUGUCUGUCACCACGGUCAUCAGAGCCGUACUGGAUGGCGUUAAGGAGCUGGUGAAGCUGACCAUUGAGAAGCAGGAGCACCCUUCCCCCACCUCCCCCGUCAAGCCCGUGCCUCCGGUGACCAUCCAGGACAGCACGCCGGAGCCUCCUGUGGAGGAGGCUGUUGGGGAGAAGGAGGAGAAGAAGGAGAAGGAGGGGGAUGGGGAGAGGGAGGUGCCCAUGAAGGCCUCCUCCACCCUGACCCAGUCCACCGAGGUGCUCAACGACUCCACUGACGAGGAGGUGGCCCCCCCAAAACCCCCCCUCCCUGGGCUCAAGGUUCCUGAGCACUGUCCUCCAGCUCUUCCUCCUAAGAAGCGUCAGUCCGCUCCAUCUCCCACGCGUGUGGCAGUGGUGGCCCCCAUGAGCAGAGCUACCAGCGGCUCCAGUCUUCCCAUCGGCAUCACCAAACAGGACUACGAGGCGGACGCUCUGCAGCGGCGUUUCUCUGGAGGGAGCCACUCGUACGGCGGCGAGUCUCCGCGCCUGUCCCCCUGCAGCAGCAUGGGCAAACUCAGCAAGUCCGACGAGCAGCUCUCCUCCAUAGAGCAGGACAGCGGACAGUGCUCCCGCAACACCAGCUGUGAGACCCUGGACAUCACGGAGGGCUACGACCCGGACUACGACUUCCUGCACCAGGACCUGUCGAGCGAGGGUCAGCUGGCGACGACGACGCUGUCCACGGGCGGCUGCCUCAGCCCCCUGCCCGAGUCGCACCGCGAGUCCUCCACGUCCUGCCCGCCCCUCUACGCCUCCUCCUCCUCCCAGUCGCCCGUGCCGGGGGGCUCUCCGUACGGCUCGCACUCGCCCCUCCCCCCUCCGCCGCACCCCCACCUCCUCCAGUCCCGCGUCAGCGCCCCCCCGGCCCUCCCCGAGAAGAGGCGUCGCAGCGGCGCGCUCGGCCCCCCCCACGCCGCCUCGCUGGACUGCACGGGGUCUCCGCGCGUGCCCCUGGAGCGGCUGCCCUCGCAGUACGACAACAUCAGCGAGGAGGAGGUGCUCCACGCGCACCUGCACGGCCACCACGUGGGGCCGCCCGUGCCCCCGUUCCCCCUCUACACGCCGGCCUCGCCCGCCCCGCCGCUGGCCCCCAACGCCAACGCCGCCCUCUACAGCUCCGCACACUUCAGCCCCCUCCACGCCACCGACAUCCCGCAGAGCCCCCCGCCGCUGCCCGAGAAGAAGAGCAGGCACAUCCUGAAGUACAUGCAGUUUGUGGAGGACUACUCUGAGCCGCAGCCCUCGGUGUUCUACCAGACGCCGCAGAGCGAGAGCAUCUACGAGCAGCGCAACAAGCGCUUCCAGGAGGUGUACGGCUUCAACGACUCCUUCAGCUCCAGCGACUCCAUGCACGAGCCCCUCCCUCCGCCCGCACUGCCCCCCAAACAGAGGCAACUGGCGUCUCUGUCGGCGUCCCCCUCCUCUUCCUCCUCUUCGUCCCUCUCGUCCAGUCAGCUGCCGGCGGCUCAGGCUGGCUCUCUGGCCGUGGAGGGAGGGGACGAUGAUGCCGCCGCCGCCUCCGACAGGCUCCGCCUCUCUGCCUCUAACUCCUCCCUCACCGCGCCCACGAGCUUGGACUUGGCAGCGCCGGCCACGCCCAGCCAAGACCAGCUGCUGCUAUUGGCUAACGGCUCCCUGGAGAGCUCUGCAGGUUCUCUGGCCACCUGUCUUCCCUCUGACGCUUCUCUGUCCGACACUCGCCAGCCCUCUCUGGACCCAACCGCUGAGGACCUGGAGGACCCUGCGGCAGACAAGGACAUGACGGAGUCCGACAGCUGGAGGUUGAAGUCUCCAGACUCUGGACAGAGCACAGAGGAGGUGGACGAGCUCUCCCUCAUCGACCACGAGGAGAUCAUGUCCCGCAUAACACUAAAGCAGGAGAAUGAUGAUGGGCCGGAUGUGCGAGCUGGAUCAGGAGAUAUUCUACUGGUCCACGCCACAGAAACCGACCGCAAAGAUCUGGUGCUGUAUUGUGAAGCGUUCCUGACCACGUACCGUACGUUCAUAACCCCAGAAGACCUCAUUAAGAAGCUCCACUAUCGGUACACCAGGUUCUCCCACAGCCCGGACACGUUCAAGAAGCGCGUCAGCAAGAACACCUUCUUCGUGCUGGUGCGCGUGGUGGACGAGCUGUGUUUGGUGGAAUUGACUGAGGACAUCCUGCGGCAGCUGAUGGACUUGGUGUUCCGGCUGGUGUGUAGCGGAGAACUGAGUCUGGCCCGGGUUCUGCGCAAGAACAUUCUGGAUAAAGUGGAACAGAAGAAGUUGAUGCGCUAUACCAUAUCACUGCAGCCACUGGCUGCAAGAGGGGUGGCCGCAAGGCCGGGCACACUGCAUGACUUCCGCAGUCAUGAGAUAGCUGACCAGCUCACUCUCCUCGAUGCAGAGCUCUUCUACAAGAUAGAGAUCCCUGAGGUGUUGCUUUGGGCAAAGGAGCAGAACGAGGAGAAGAGCCCCAACCUCACACAGUUCACAGAGCACUUUAACAACAUGUCCUACUGGGUCCGCUCCAUAAUCAUCCUCCAGGAGAAAGCCCAGGACAGAGAGAAACUCCUCCUCAAAUUCAUCAAAAUCAUGAAGCACUUACGGAAGCUGAACAACUUUAACUCGUAUCUUGCAAUACUUUCUGCGUUGGAUUCUGCGCCCAUCCGAAGACUGGAAUGGCAGAAGCAAACCUCAGAGGGACUGGAAGAGUACUGCACUUUAAUUGACAGCUCCUCUUCGUUCCGUGCAUAUCGGGCAGCGCUGGCUGAGGUGGAGCCCCCAUGCAUCCCCUAUCUGGGUCUCAUCCUCCAGGACUUGACCUUUGUCCAUCUGGGGAACCCUGACCUCAUCGAGGGGAAGGUGAACUUCUCCAAACGCUGGCAGCAGUUCAACAUCCUGGACAGCAUGAGGCGCUUUCAGCAAGUGCAUUACGAUCUCAAACACAACGAGGAGAUCGUGUCCUUCUUCAACGACUUCAGCGACCACCUGGCGGAGGAGGCCCUGUGGGAGCUCUCUCUGAAGAUCAAGCCGCGCAACAUCGUGCGGCGCAAGACGGAGCGCGAGGAGAAGACCUAGGCGGCCGCCCCCCCCCCCCCCCGUCCCGCCGCUCGCCGGGCCUUCUAGCGCUCCGCAGCCCCGUCACUCGCGCGCCCCCCCGCUUUAGUUGGCUUUUAUUUCCGUCGUCUGGACCUCCCGCCAUUUUAACAGAGUCAUCACCGACGCCAGAGCAGAGCAGAAUGCACGUCAAGCGUGCGGCCACGGAAGCGCAGCGGGGCAGCCAGGCCGGACACAGUUUACAGAGCCUCGGAUGGGACUGCACUGCGUUGUGUGUGUGUGUGCGUGUGUGUGUGUGUGUUCUUGUGCGUGCGUGUGUGUGUAUGUGUACGGGCUGGAGAGAUUCUGUGCCAAGCACAAAGAUUUGGGGGGCUACAGAGUAGACUCCAAAUGACUCAUGUGUCAUCCUGAUCACCUCCUCCCAAACCCUUCUGCUCUUUCCCUCCCUCUCUCCCUCCCUCUAUCCCUCUAUCCCUCUCUCCCUCUCUCUAUCCCUCUCCUCCUCCUCCUCAUUCAUCCAUAUUGUGUCAUAUCCCGUUGGACUUUGCCAUUACCAGUGACAUUUGGGAGUGUGUCCCUCUCUAGAUGGGUUGCCAAGGUGAUCCCUUGGCAUCCUCCUCCUCCUCCUCCUCCUUUUCAUCACUGUGGUGGCUGUUGUCAUGGUGCUGCUGCGGUCCCAUGUCCUAUGGGGCGAUGGGUGUAGACUGAAGUACUGGAAAAGCCCACCCACCCCAAACUGUGAUCUGUUGCCCCGGGUCGGGGCGGGGAGCGGGGGGUGGGGGGUAACAGACUGCUCCUGGGAGCCUGUGAAGCGCCUCUGUUGCACCCGGAGGCAAACGUGUAAAUGAAGUCACGGACUGAAGGAAGAACGAAGACAAGACUGAAGGAUAGAAAGCAAAAACAGAACUCUGGAAACAAGAGACUUUGCUUGAAGGCCUGUUGUAAUUAUGACCUGUGUGUGAUUUUUUUUUUGUUUGUUUUUUUAUAUAUUUUUUUGUCGGUGUACAAUGCAGUUUUUCUUUCCUUUUGUUCUCUAAAAGGAUUUUAAAUGGAUGAACUCGACCUGGGGAGAGAUGAGUCUUCUCAGCCAAUACGAUGAUGAUAUGAAGCUGAAAUGUGCACUUACGAUGAUGAUGAACAAAAAAACGAAUAAUAAUAGUGAUGAUGAUAAUAAUAAUAAUAAUUGAUAAUAAUAAUGGAAGUAAGGCUGUGAUCAAUGUGAAGGAGACUGAAUAGGUUCGGGCAUUCUGACCAGUUGGGCUACAGAAUCUGAACAGCAAUCCUGUUUUAAACUGAGACUGGAGACCCUUCCACAGUAGAGUCCAGAAGGGUCGACUCAGGCUCAGUGAUCCAAAGACUCCAGGCCCUGACCCCCCCUCGUCCCCACAUACCCACGACCCCCCCUCAGUGUACCCAGGGGGAGCAAAGGGCCCUCCGUUCCCUCCUAGUCAACAAAUACACACACAAUGUCGUCAGCGCCAUCUAGUCCAUUAGAAACUCAAGGACACCUGUCACUGUACAGUACACAUCCCCCUCUUCAGUCUCCAGCUCAAAUAAGACACACACCUGCAAUAUGCCCACCUCGGUUUGUGUGCGUGUGUGUGUGCGUGUGUGCGUGUGAGCGUGUGUGUGUGUGUGUGUGUGUGUGUGUGCGUGUGCGUGUAUGUGUGUGUGUGAGAGAGAGAGAGAGUGUGAGCAUGAAUGUGUGUAUGUGUGCAAAAAUGAAGUAUUUUAAUUUUUUAUUUUGUCUGCUUGUUAGUUAGACUGUUUUUGUUUAUAUUUUUAACUGGUGGACUUCACGCAAGUAUACCUCAAUGCCUGGAAUUAAAAUGUGUCUUUUGA